Molecule: messenger RNA, 363 nt
Organism: Arabis nemorensis
Lineage: Eukaryota; Viridiplantae; Streptophyta; Magnoliopsida; Brassicales; Brassicaceae
Source: the annotation of a GenBank genome assembly
AUGUAUCUCUACAGUCUUACUCUGCAACAGGCGACCGAAAUCAUCUCCGCCAUCAACGGCGGGAGACGCAGGAGAUUGCGGUUGCUCGUGGGAAGAUCCAAUCGUCCUGACGAGAACGGUAAGAUCCAGACGAUACACUCUGUUCAAGUAUUUGGUGCCAUUAGAUCUUUAGCUCAAUUUAGGUUGACUUGUGCGCAGAAGGAUUAUAUCGUGGUUGGUUCAGAUUCGGGUAAGAUUGUUAUGCUUGAGUACAACAAGGAGAAGAAUGUGUUUGAUGAAGUCAGCAGCCUUUUGAGAAGUCAGGUUGCCGAGGAAUUGUACCAGGCCAGUACUUGGCUGUUGAUCCCUAAGGGAGAGCAGUAA